Messenger RNA from Cyprinodon variegatus (sheepshead minnow), 956 nucleotides. RefSeq names its product mediator complex subunit 7 (gene med7). Gene Ontology annotation, cellular component: mediator complex. The record is from RefSeq and is a predicted model, not a curated record. Lineage: Eukaryota; Metazoa; Chordata; Actinopteri; Cyprinodontiformes; Cyprinodontidae. Bases 31 to 789 code for a protein of 252 amino acids. The transcript has a single exon. Gene Ontology annotation, molecular function: transcription coregulator activity. Gene Ontology annotation, biological process: regulation of transcription by RNA polymerase II.
CUUUACGGGUUGUUUGCUCAGGUUUGCAUCAUGGGUGAACCGCAGCAGGUCAGCGCCCUGCCGCCGCCUCCGACGCAGUACAUCAAAGAGUACACCGAUGAAAACAUCCGCAAAGGGCUGGCCCCCAAGCCCCCUCCUCCCAUCAGAGACAGUUACAUGAUGUUUGGCAACCAGUUCCAGUGCGACGACCUCAUCAUCCGUCCUCUGGAGAGCCAGGGCAUCGAGAGGCUUCAUCCCAUGCAGUUCGACCACAAGCAGCAGCUCAAGAAGCUCAACAUGUCCAUUCUGGUGAACUUUCUGGACCUGCUGGACAUUCUUAUCAAAAGUCCCGGCAGCAUAAAGCGGGAAGAGAAGCUGGAGGACAUUAAGCUUCUGUUCGUCCACAUGCACCACCUGAUAAACGAGUACCGGCCUCACCAAGCUAGAGAGACGCUGAGGGUGAUGAUGGAGGUGCAGAAGAGGCAGAGGCUGGAAACGGCGGAGAGGUUUCAGAAACAUCUGGAGAGGGUGGUGGAGAUGAUCCAGGGAUGCCUGGCUUCCUUACCUGACGACUUGCCUCAAUCAGAGAGUCCAGAUCUGGUCAGCAGUGGGACUAAGGCGGGUUCUGCUGGACCUAGUUUUGGUUCUGGACAGACCCUGCUGCUGAAAACGGAACCGAUGGAUGUGGAGGAAACGGGUUCCAGCUGCAUGGCAGCAGCUGCGCCGGAUAAAAACGUUAGCGCUUCGAAAAAGGACAAAGUUUGGGACAAGGACGCUGCCAUGUGUAGCAUCAUUGAUGAAAUCGCUUAAAGUGGAUCAUGUUUUCUUUUUGCACCCCUGGAUCAUAUGUUUAAUUAUCUUCGGUGUGAAAUGUGUUUACUUGCAAAUAGAAUCUAUAAAUCUUUGUAGAUAUAUAAACAUAUUAGAACUCAUUGUUUUUUUUUCCCCAUGAUGCUCAAUAAAGGAUUUUUCCAAUU